Messenger RNA from Amaranthus tricolor (Joseph's coat), 2327 nucleotides. RefSeq names its product thiamine biosynthetic bifunctional enzyme TH1, chloroplastic. The record is from RefSeq and is a predicted model, not a curated record. NCBI's taxonomy places the organism in Eukaryota, Viridiplantae, Streptophyta, Magnoliopsida, Caryophyllales, Amaranthaceae. Gene Ontology annotation, cellular component: chloroplast. The coding region runs from base 512 to 2104 and encodes 530 amino acids. The transcript is spliced from 11 exons. Gene Ontology annotation, molecular function: hydroxymethylpyrimidine kinase activity; thiamine-phosphate diphosphorylase activity; phosphomethylpyrimidine kinase activity. Gene Ontology annotation, biological process: thiamine biosynthetic process.
GGAUCGACCCAUUUUAUAUUUUUUAAAAUAUUGUAAGUAGGCAUUAAGAAUAAUAUAAGUAGACAUUUACAAUAUCGAAAGUAGACAGUAAAGAUACGAUAAGUAAGUAUUAAGAAUAAUGUAAGUAGACAUUAAAAAUACGGUAAGUUGGCAUUAAUCUUAAUGCGCUGAGCUUGAGAUACGUUUCUUAGAGAGACGUUCCCUCAAGAGACUAGUUGUCUAUCUAAAUACAAUUAAAUUAUCUUUUUAACCCUAUUUACUAUCUAAAAUUAGUGCAUCAUAAAAUGCACAUUUGGUUAGAUUGAGAAAAGUAUUUUUUUUUUCUAAAUUUGGAACUUAAAAAAUAAUUUUUUCCAAGCACUUUAUCAAAUCAAACUUACCCUACCGUUGAUUUAUCGUUGUUGACCAAAGUUAUUCCGUGAGCCUUCAAUUAUACUUUUAUUAUCUAACAAAACUCAUCACAUUUUCUAUUUCUUAGUGCUCGAAGGAUUUUUAGGACGCUAUCGUCUAAAUGCUCCCCUAUCAAACCCCCACCGUCUCUUCCAUAAUGGGCAAGUUAAAUUCACCCAGGAGCAGUGAUUUCUCGAAACUUUCCAUGGUUUUGAAACAGAAUAAUGGGCCAACAAUGAAAAUACCGCAUGUGUUGACGGUGGCGGGUUCGGAUUCGGGUGGUGGUGCUGGUAUACAAGCAGACUUGAAAGCUUGUGCUGCCCUUGGGGUUUAUUGUUCUACUGUCAUCACUGCUGUUACGGCCCAAAAUACUGUUGGGGUUCAGGGUGUUAACAUAUUACCGGAGGAUUUUAUGGCUGAGCAAAUGAAAUCUGUGCUUUCAGAUAUGGAAGUUGAUGUGGUAAAGACGGGUAUGCUUCCCUCUAUUGGUAUGGUCAAAGUCCUCCUCCAAUCAAUCAAGGAGUGUCCUGUUCAAGCUUUGGUUGUGGAUCCUGUGAUGGUAGCAACCAGUGGAGAUGUGCUUGCUGGUUCAUCUAUUUUACCUGUAUUCAGGGAAGAGUUACUUCCUAAGGCUGACUUAGUAACACCAAACUUAAAAGAAGCCUCAUUAUUGCUCGGGGGCCUGCACCUGGAAACAGUUGCUGAAAUGCGGUCUGCUGCAAAAUUAAUUUAUGAUAUGGGCCCACGAAAUGUGCUCGUGAAAGGUGGUGAUCUUCCAGAUUCAGUGGACGCAGUUGAUGUAUUCUUUGAUGGAGAAAGGCUGUAUGAGUUUGCUUCUGCACGCAUUAGUACCCGUAACACUCAUGGAACUGGUUGCACAUUGGCAUCAAGUAUAGCAGCUGAGUUAGCCAAAGGUCUGCCUAUGCUUUCAGCUGUUAAGAUUGCUAAACGCUAUGUUGAGACUGCCUUAACUUAUGGAAAAGACAUGACCAUUGGUAGAGGACCUCAAGGCCCCUUUGAUCACAUGUUGAAACUUAAAGGUACAACACCUCGUGCUUUCAGUCCAGCAGAUUUAUUCCUUUACGCUGUUACUGAUUCUGGGAUGAAUGAGAAGUGGGGCCGUUCUAUCACUGAUGCUGUUAAAGCUGCGAUAGAAGGAGGGGCAACAAUGAUUCAACUCAGGGAAAAGAACAUGGAAACAAGGGACUUCAUUGAAGCAGCCAAAGAGUGUAUCAGCAUUUGCCAUUCAAAAGGAGUUCCUUUCCUGAUAAAUGACAGAGUUGACGUAGCUCUGGCUUGUAAUGCUGACGGCGUGCACGUUGGUCAGUCUGACAUGCCAGUAUCCGUUGUACGUUCUCUUCUUGGACCUGAAAAGAUAAUCGGUCUUUCAUGCAAGACACCAGAGCAAGCACACAAAGCAUGGGUCGAAGGGGCUGAUUAUAUUGGUAGUGGCGGCAUUUUUCCAACCAACACUAAAGCAGAUAAUCAGACCAUAGGUUUGGAAGGCCUGAAAGAAGUUUGUUUAACAUCUAAAUUACCUGUCGUUGCAAUCGGUGGUAUAGGGAUGUCAAAUGCUCAUUCUGUUAUGACAAUAGAUGCUCCAAAUUUGGCAGGCGUUGCCGUUGUCUCGGCCCUCUUUGAUGCUGAAUGUGUUGAAUCAGCAACAAAAAGUUUGCAUGCUUACCUGAGCCAGACCGUUCAAACGAAAAAGUAGGGAAGAACAACCAUCAUGGAAAUUCUGCAAUUCUUUGUCUUUUUACGUUGCUAUUCUUAGAAGUUAGAACUACGAGCAAUUGUUUCAUUUAAAAUUUUGAGUUUCAGUCAUCUAAUAAGUUUGUAAUGGUUUGUUCAACAGGCAACACGAAACCUUUGGUCGGUCACUUGAGGAAUAAUUUUUUGUAUGAUGAAUAAUAAUAAAUCAUCGUUCGAUCUUUUCA